Penaeus monodon (black tiger shrimp) is the source of this 1497-nucleotide messenger RNA. Its product is annotated as potassium channel subfamily K member 10-like. Gene Ontology annotation, biological process: stabilization of membrane potential; potassium ion transmembrane transport. Lineage: Eukaryota; Metazoa; Arthropoda; Malacostraca; Decapoda; Penaeidae. The transcript is spliced from 7 exons. The record is from RefSeq and is a predicted model, not a curated record. The coding region runs from base 95 to 1126 and encodes 343 amino acids. Gene Ontology annotation, molecular function: potassium ion leak channel activity. Gene Ontology annotation, cellular component: membrane.
GGCUGUACAGUACGCUCGCAUUUCUCGAGGAAUAUAAACAGAAACGCACACUGUAAGAGAACAGAUCAUAUUCCUUCGACUUCGGACUUACGUGAUGGAACACCGCCAGUCAUUCAUCUUGUGUCUCGUUUUCUUUCUCUUCCUCAUAUUCGGGGCUCUCACGUUCAGGUACCUCGAGAGGGAAGAAUAUGUAGCGGAGCCUUGGGAAUGGCAGAAACUGAAGGAAUUCGCGUUAAUGUCCACCAACGCUUCGCACGAGAUGUACUGGUUGCAGAGUUGGCUUUCCGAUAAUUGCACAGUUCUCUCCAGUUCUACGAUUGAAACCCUUCUCUCGGAAGGAUCACAUCCAGACGCUGUGCAAGAGGUGGAAACCCUGUGUCCACACUUGCACCAGCUGAACGUGCAAUACACAAUGACCUUUACAGAGUCUCUCUUCUUUUGUGUGACCGUCCUUAGUACCAUCGGUUACGGAUUUCAGUACCCAAUAACAGCUGCGGGUCAAGCCGUGUGUAUAAUCUAUGCUCUCACGGGCAUUCCACUAACAGGUAUGAUGCUGGUAUGGACCUCUGACUUCUUCAGCGAACAGCUUUUGAAGUUGUUCAAAGCAAAGCUGGACGCAAAGAAGCAGGAAUCCAACAUAUUCAUCGCUCUCUUCACCCUGAUUUGCAUCGCCGUGGGGUUUGUGGUGUUCAUCUUCAUUCCGGCUGGAAUUUUCAUGGUUCUUGAUUAUUGGUCGUACUUGGAGGCAGUCUACUUUGCCGUCAUCACUCUCACUACUGUCGGCUUUGGAGACUUGCUAACUGGAUCGGAGACGGGAUUCUGGGAACAGAGCAUGUACAUGGUCUGCGUCAUUGUGUGGAUCAUGACGGGCCUGGGUUACUGGGUCACUGUGGUCACCUUCAUCACGAAGGCGCUCAAGUCCAAACGCCAGCACUCCUUCCUGCGCAGCGCCGAAGAGAUGACGUCGUUGAUGCAGCAGAUGGGGAUCAAGGACACCGACCCGAGGUUCCUCCGUUUCGUGCAGCAGCUGAGCAGCAUCACCGGCGUAGCGAAGGGCGCUCUCGCUCACGACGCAACAGCCUUCCCCAGCACCUCAUCGCCUGCCGCGGCGCCGGCGAUGAACUGAGAAACUCCCAUUUACGAAGUCAUUGGGCCCUUAAGCUAGAGACUGCUAAGGCAGUGAUCGUUAGCUUUUUAAGGGUUAUUUAUAGUUGCUAGUUUGUGCGUCUGUUGCUAGGUUUUGUGUAUAUCCGUUAUUCGAGUAUCUGUUUCACUGUUCAUUACGCUCAUGUGAUUUUGAAUACAUAUGAGUACCAAGGUUGAACGUCGUGUGUGUCACACGGUUUACGAAAUGGCAUCAACAGAGGUUGGCAAUAUUAUUGUUGUCCUAAAUUCUUAAUUUGACAGCUAUUUACUUGUCACUAGGGGUAAUUUUGGGCCAGAAUGUGAAAAUACUAAAAAUACUUGUAAGGAAAAAUGUUUUGAUAAUUCUACCAU